Molecule: messenger RNA, 1704 nt
Organism: Saprolegnia diclina VS20
Lineage: Eukaryota; Oomycota; Saprolegniomycetes; Saprolegniales; Saprolegniaceae
Exons: 6
Coding region: 1-1704 (567 amino acids)
Cellular component (GO): membrane
Molecular function (GO): ATP hydrolysis activity; ATP binding; ABC-type transporter activity
Source: RefSeq, a predicted model, not a curated record
AUGUGGAAGCGCAACGAGACGCUGCCAGCGUGCACACUGAGCUGGAAAGACCUCUCGUAUUCGGCUCGCUCCAAGAAGGCGAUCCUGCACGACGUCUCGGGGCGCUGCGGCCCCGGCGAGUUCCUCGCGAUCCUCGGCCCUUCGGGAAGUGGGAAAACAACUCUGCUAGACCUCCUCGCCGACCGCAUCUCGAGUGGCAAGACGACAGGCGCCAUUGUUCUCAAUGGUCUGCCACGUGAACCGAGGUCGUUCCGAGCCGUCGCCUCGUACGUCGCCCAGGACGACACGCUUCUCGGAUCCUUUACGGUCCUCGAGACACUUCAGUUUGCCGCGCGCCUGAGCUUGCCUUCGACCGUAUCGCCCGCCGAGCGCGACACCCGACUGCAGCGCGUCAUCGACGCCAUGGGGCUCCGGUCGUGCGUGCACACGCUCGUGGGGGACAUGUUUCGCAAAGGGCUCUCGGGCGGCCAAAAGCGACGCCUCAGCAUCGCGAUCGAGCUCCUCAAACAGCCCCGCGUGCUCUUGCUGGACGAGCCGACGUCCGGGCUGGACUCGGCGACAACACUCAACGUCGUUCAGUGCAUCGCCAGCCUCUGUCGCGACGACCGCUGCACCGUAAUCUGCACGAUCCACCAGCCAAGCGCACGCGUCUUCCAGCUCUUUGACAAUGUGCUCUUGCUCGCGCAGGGCCGCGCCGUGUACCGCGGGCCGCCGCAAGCGAUCGUUGCGCACUUUCGCCCCCUCGGGUACGACUGCCCCGAGCACACGAGUCCCGCCGAGUACUAUUUGCGCAUCGUCAACACGGACUUUCACAGCCACGCCGACAUUGACGCGCUCGCAGAUGCAGUCGCCAACACCGCCCUCCACGACCAGUUGCUGCUCGAGGCGGCGGCGAGUGCGCCGUGGAGCGUGGCACCGCAGCGGCCGUCGCCGUUGGCGCAGAUCGUCGUGUUUCUCGAUCGCAACCUCUUGAACACACUGCGGAACCCGGGGAUUUUUUGGGUCCGCCUCGUCAUGUACUCGCUCCUCUCGGCCAUGGCCGGCACCAUGUACAUGCACCCGACGCCCGGGCCGGCCCACGACGCCAACCUCGUCGCGCUCCUCUUUGGCGUGCCCGCGUUCUGUAUCUUUAUGAGCGUCGCCGCACUCCCCUUCUUCCUCGAACAGCGAGCGGUGUUUGCCCGUGAGCGCGCCAACUGGGGCGUCAACGUCCUGAGCUUUGUCGUCGCCAACUUUGUCGUCGCGCUUCCAGCUCUGUUUAUGAUUGCGCUCUGCAGCACGUCGCUGGUCGUCCCGGCCGCGGGCCUCGGCGGCUUUGGCGUGUACUUUGGCGCGUUCUACCUCGGCCUUAUCGUCGCCGAGUCGGUCGUGCACGUGCUCGGCGCUGCCGUGGGCCAUGCGAUCGGCGGCAUCGCGCUCGGCGCGGGUCUUUUCGGGCAGUUUAUGCUGUGCCAGGGCUACCUCGUCGCGCGCGAGAGCAUCCCAAUUUACUGGCGCUGGUGCCACACGCUCGCGUUCCACUCGUACGUCUUUCAAGUGCUCAUGCACAACGAGUUUGCCGGCCGGAGUCCGGCCAUCCUCAUCGAGUUCAACCUCGAGGACGUCGACAUUGGCCGCUGCAUAGGCGUCCUUGUCGCGUACGCGCUUCUGCUCCAAAUCGGCUUUGGGCUCGUGCUCUACUUUGUUCACACCGGCCGGCGCUGA